Molecule: messenger RNA, 969 nt
Organism: Penicillium coprophilum
Lineage: Eukaryota; Fungi; Ascomycota; Eurotiomycetes; Eurotiales; Aspergillaceae
Exons: 1
Coding region: 1-969 (322 amino acids)
Source: RefSeq, a predicted model, not a curated record
AUGCCGGAGCUCACUCAAUGCGCUUGUGGUAACUCGAACAGGCUACCAAUACUUGUGAGCGACUUUCCAUCGGGGCUUCCACGAUUUCCCGUUGCCCCGCCCAGGCCUCAGCAUAAUGGGAAGCUUGAAGAGCCAGAGGCAAUGGAUGAGCCUCUCAACCCUUUCGUCCCAGAGGCGACGGAUGGGCUUCUCGACUCCCACAUCACAGAGUUGACAGAUGAAAAUAUUGAUUCCCACAUUACAGUAGCGAUAGAUGGGCAUCUCAACCUUUCCAACCCAGUGGCAAACGAGCCUCUUGACUCCCACGCCCCAGAGGCAAUGGAUAAUCUCAUCGAUCAUUAUAUCCCAGCCGGUGUUUUGGGAAACUCCGCCCUCAUGCCCCGUUUCCCGGACUCCGAUGUAGAGAUACUAGAAAAAGACGAAUGGAUUCGCACACGCGCUCUCAACAACAGCGACAAUGUACAGAUUUUCGUGCUACCAGACGCGCAGCGGACCCACUUGAAGUCAAAGGUCAAGCUCAUAUCCGCUCUCAAACGCGUCAUGUCUAAGAUUGACCGGUCCGCCGAAGCAUGGUAUGGCGUGAUUCCUGCCAAUGCUUCUCUGCUGAUCAACCCUCAACCCGAUAGCGAAGAAGAAGAAUCUUUAUAUUAUAUAUACAAUACGCUGCAACAACCCAAAGCAGACUUGAACCUUGUAAAAGAUCCCAACUCGCGAAAUGUUAUGAGGGAAUUGCUUGAUGAUUCUGUUCGAGGUCUUGAAACGACGCUGUAUGACUUUCAGCGUGAAUCUGCUGCUGCGAUGGUUCAGCGGGAGACACAACCAGCGCUAGCUCUUGAUCCGAGAUUCCAGCAUUGGCGGGGUCCGACUGGGUUGGAGUUCUAUUUUGAUAAGGUGAAGGGGAGAAUCGUGAGAAACAAAAUAUUGUAUCCCGAGGCCUGUGGAGGUGAGUGGUCAUAUAUUCACUGCUAA